AUGCUUGACCAAAUUGCCGCCUUCCGAUGGGUAAAAGAGAAUAUCAUUCAUUUCGGGGGUGACCCAGAUCAUAUUACAAUCGAUGGACACAGUGCCGGAGGUGCAAGUGUCGGACUACACUUAGUUUCCCCUUUAGCCAAAGGACUUUUCCAUCGGGUUAUACAACAGAGUGGAUCUCCGUUAGCUCACUGGGCAGUGAAGAAAUAUCCUGACAGAUCUAAUUUGCAUUACAAGCUCUUCUUGUCCAGCCUUCGCUGUCUGCAGAAUUCCACAGUGGAAAUCAAAAGAUGCUUGAAAAGUAUUGAUCCUGAAAGAUUAAAAAGAAUAAUUUUGGCCGACCUUGAAUGGUCGUCUGAAGUUUCACCGGUUUUCAUUCCCAUUGUGGAUGGCUAUUACCUUCCGGAUAUUCCGGAAAAACUGAUGCGGAAUCAUCCUGUAAACGCCCACCAGUUUAUGACAGGAACGACAAGAGACGAAGGUGCAAGUGCGGCGGGAAGAUUGUUUGGUCCAUUGAAACACAAUCAUGGCUCGACUGAGAAAAUUCUCUCGCUUAUGAACUGCUUCCGAGGUUUUCUACCAAGCGUCGGGGGAAUUGUAGGUGAGCUUAUAUAA
Messenger RNA from Acanthosepion pharaonis, 612 nucleotides. The record is from the annotation of a GenBank genome assembly. Lineage: Eukaryota; Metazoa; Mollusca; Cephalopoda; Sepiida; Sepiidae.